AUGUGUUGGGUUGAUACCUUUCUGUCCACAACUCUGAGAAGUCAAAAGUGCUUUGGACAUAUCUACCAAUUAGGAUGGCUUAAUUUGUUACGGGAAGAUAACGCAACAAUUUCGGUUGCAUCGUCUUCCGCGGAGGGGAGAUUCUUCACUCCCUCUAAGUCAGCAGAACUGAUACUCGUGGAAAGCCUUCGCUGCCUUCACGUUGGAAAUAUCCUCUGUGCUGAGCCUCUGAAAAAGAAGAAGCGCGUCGAUCCACAACAGGAACAAAAUCGGAUUCGUAGAAAGGCAAAACGAAUAGAGAGAGAAAUCAAACGUCUCUCCAGGCAGGGCAAGAAACUUAAACCCGUGGAAGAAAUUGAAGGUGAUCGACAGCUCAUGAAAGAAGAACAAGAUCGACGUCGACCACCAACAAUCCUGUCGGAGGACGAGAUAGAUAGCCAAGUUCUGCUGAUGAAGGAAUGGGCGCGUUACCAGGCCUGCGUUGCCAGGGAAGAGGAGCGCAAACUGCGUAGUGUGCAAGCGGCGCAGCAGCGAGCGCUACGAUCCCUUGCCGCGAUUUCCCCAUAUCACCUCUACGCGGCCGCAAUUCAGCCCGUCGGUGUCUCAACCUCGGCGGGAGAGGUGACGGAUGUUACGGAAGUAGCACCGCUGUGCUUGAGUACGAGUGGACCUUUCGCCACUGCCCCGCCGCGCGAUCCAAAGUCUUAUGAGGCACCGGACGGUGAAAAGAUUGAUCGGACCCCUACAUUCGAGUAUGAAUUUGAAUUGGAUCGCAAGUUUAUGGCCGAGGCGAAGCGCAACAAAUUCGUCAAAAUUUUUGGCAAGAAUUAG
Molecule: messenger RNA, 831 nt
Organism: Echinococcus granulosus
Lineage: Eukaryota; Metazoa; Platyhelminthes; Cestoda; Cyclophyllidea; Taeniidae
Product: 39S ribosomal protein L40
Exons: 5
Coding region: 1-831 (276 amino acids)
Cellular component (GO): mitochondrial large ribosomal subunit; mitochondrial ribosome
Source: RefSeq, a predicted model, not a curated record